Messenger RNA from Magnolia sinica, 870 nucleotides. Its product is annotated as disease resistance protein RPS5-like. NCBI's taxonomy places the organism in Eukaryota, Viridiplantae, Streptophyta, Magnoliopsida, Magnoliales, Magnoliaceae. The record is from RefSeq and is a predicted model, not a curated record. Bases 1 to 870 code for a protein of 289 amino acids. The transcript has a single exon.
AUGCCAUCUGAUCUGCCUCAGAGUCUGGAGAAACUCUAUAUAGAUUACUGCAAUGAGUUAGUGGAAGUCUUUCACUUCGACUUCCAGGGGACGUCAAAAGAAGAUGCUCUGCUUUCAAAAUUAAGGAAACUCGAUUUGUCUGGUCUACCAGAACUGACGAGUAUUUGGAAGGGGUCCGUUCCUCCUCUUGGUAGCCUCCACCAUUUAGAGGACUUAGAUGUUGAAUAUUGCAAGAGACUGAGAUAUCUCGUCUCACCUACUCUGGCACAAAGACUUCAACAAUUAAAGCAGCUUAGCAUUGAGGGGUGUGAGAAGAUGGAGAAAUUGAUAGGGGUAGAAGUUGAAGAGAGCACAAGUGCAUCAUUAUUGUCAUCAUCAGGGUCAAGUCAAUCAGAACGAAUGUGUCCCCUUCACUCACUUCCAGAUGGAAGAAUGUUCCCCAAUCUUCGAACAUUGUACAUUUCUAAAUGUGGCCUCCAGAAUCUCUUUUCAUUGAGUGUCGCGCAAUGUCUCUGGAAACUCCAACGUCUCUCUAUCAUCAAUUGCAAUGGAAUGGAGGCGAUAAUAGCAAAGGAGGCAGACGAUGAAGUGGUGGAUCAAGGCAUGCUUCCAAGGUUAAGGACUUUAGAUUUAUCGGGGUUAGAACAGCUAACAAGCUUCUACCAAGGAGUUGGGAUACUUUUCGAUUGGCCUUCCUUAGAAUAUCUUGAGGUGCGGUUGUGUCAGAAUUUCAAGAAGAUUCAAAUGGGACCCCACAGCGCUCCAAACCUAAAGAGAAUUGAAUCAACCAAAGAAUGGUUAGAGGAGGUGGAGUGGGAAGACGAGAGCCUUAAAGCCCGCAUUCAACCCCUUCUUUAUCCGCCACUGUGA